Messenger RNA from Phlebotomus papatasi, 1150 nucleotides. RefSeq lists its product as uncharacterized. Lineage: Eukaryota; Metazoa; Arthropoda; Insecta; Diptera; Psychodidae. The coding region runs from base 25 to 720 and encodes 231 amino acids. Gene Ontology annotation, cellular component: mitochondrion. Gene Ontology annotation, biological process: negative regulation of ribosome biogenesis; negative regulation of translation. The transcript has 2 exons. Gene Ontology annotation, molecular function: ribosomal large subunit binding. The record is from RefSeq and is a predicted model, not a curated record.
UCGCCAUAACCUCACUUUUUCGCUAUGUUUCGUGUUUACCGGGGAAUUUCAUCUUGGAGAUUUUACUGGAUUUCCCAUCACUGGCGAGGAUACUGCACCAGUAAACCUCCGGGAAAAUUCGUUGAAGAUGUGGAUAAAUCCCUGCCAGGUGCUGUGUCCCAACGGUAUAAGAUUUUCGAUGAAAAUCAAUCACCAAAGAUCUUUGAUGUGGAAGAGGAACGUGCCAGGGUUCAGGAAGAGGAGGAUUUGGAGGUGACUGGGCCAGAUCCUUACGAAGGGAUUAAUCUUGAGAGAGGUGCAAAGGGAGUGUUUGAAAUUGAGGAUCUUGUUGAGCUCCUCCGGCGAGAGAAAGGGCGGGAUGUUUUUGUGUGCAAAGUCCCUCCGGAACUGAAGUACGUCGACUAUCUCUGUGUCACAACAGCCCUGAGUGUGAGACACAUGAGAGGGCUGGCAGAAUAUGUGCGGAAGGUGUACAAGAUGAAACGCAGUCCAGGAGAUGAGAUUCCAAAGAUUGAAGGGGCCAAUUGCAGAGACUGGAUAGCCAUAGACAUGGGGAAUAUAGCACUGCAUAUUUUUUCAGCAAAUGCAAGAAAAUUGUACGAUUUGGAGUCCCUGUGGAGCGUUGGAGCAGACUACGAUCCCGAGUGCAAUAAACCUCUGGAUCCGCUCCUGGAGAUGCUGGAGCAGCAAACAAAUCUCUUUGAUGGCGUCACCAAGUGAUCUCCUUGGGGCUGAGAAAAGUACUUCCCGGAGUGUGAAAUGUCAGGGUCUGCUGUAGCUGGUAAACUUCCUUGUUUUUGGUCAAAAAUUUCUGGCCAAAAAUGCACCAUUAAAAAUCUGAAGAGAUUGUAGAGAGCGAGAGAGUUUGUUCUGGGGCGGGAUGAGUAGAAAAAAAAAGCAUUCACGAAAACACUGGAUUUACAUAAGAGCCACAUGCAAACAAGACAGGCAAAAAGCCGUGUGUUAUCGGGUCGGGCUUUUUGGCGAGGAAAAAGUUGGAAGAUAAAGUCCGCAAUUAAUCUUGUGGCCUCGUCAAAUUCGGUGUGGCAGUCGCUGUGAAAAUUUUGUGCGAACCACUUGGAAAUUUCAGCUCGUGAUUUUUCUUCCCGCAGUCACCGUGUUUCUCAAAUAAAAAUUUUAUUAAAUUCUU